This is a messenger RNA of Nematocida ausubeli, 936 nucleotides long. RefSeq lists its product as uncharacterized. The coding region runs from base 1 to 936 and encodes 311 amino acids. The transcript has a single exon. The record is from RefSeq and is a predicted model, not a curated record. Gene Ontology annotation, molecular function: DNA-binding transcription factor activity; sequence-specific DNA binding. NCBI's taxonomy places the organism in Eukaryota, Fungi, Microsporidia. Gene Ontology annotation, biological process: phosphorelay signal transduction system; regulation of DNA-templated transcription.
AUGAAGGUUCUGAAGACAGCAUCACAAUCAACUGAGUUUAUAGAGAAGCUGUACAGUAUGCUGGAGGACCUGCAAAAUCAAACCUACAUCCAGUGGACGUCCCAGGGAACAAGCUUUCUCAUAAUAAACCCAACUGACUUUGGAAAGUGCAUGCUAAACAAGCACUUUAAACACGGAAAUUUAAGCUCCUUUGUGAGGCAGCUAAAUAAAUACGAUUUCCAUAAGAUAAAGAGUCAAGAGUCCAUUCUAAAGCAGUUUGGGCUGCAGGUCUGGGAAUUCAAGCACAACUAUUUCCAAAGAGGCAGGGAGGACAUUCUAAAGCACAUUGUGAGGAAAAAAAGCAAUGCAGACAAAAGAUUUAAAACCUCCAGGGAAAUGAGCUCUGACAAUUUAGAGGCAUCGAACAGGAUUCAGUCGCAGAUCAUUGGCACCUUAAAGAUGCUUACAGUGCACUUCCAGGUUUUAGUAGAAGAAGUUAACGACCUUAAAAGGAAUCUGAACAAAAAAGAGGUUCUCUUUAAGGAAAACGUGAACGUAUUAAUUGCAGAGGAUAAUCUUACAUGCAGUUCCUACGCAGGCGCAAUUUUACGUAAAAUUGGGUGCACCCCUGACAUCAUUGAGCAAGAGAAGGAGAUUCUUGUGAAGUUAUCAGAGACAAAGUAUGACAUUAUCUUUUUAAGCUUGCAGUUGCCAAGUAUUCAGAAGAUUCUCUCUGCAUUUAGGCAAUAUGACGAAGUUACGCCUGUGAUUUUGAUAGUUGAUGGACUGGCGCAGGAAGAGUACAUUUCUGUAUUGGGGGCAGGUGCAAGUGAUGUGCUUAUGAAGCCGUACCACCAAAAUGCCAUGGUUCAAAUUAUGAUGAAAUAUUGCUACAACCCAAGAACAAAUCAGUCCAUGCAUCAGAAGAAUGUUUCGAAUAAUCUUUCCAUUUGGUAG